CACGCAUUGUUCCGUAUUUAGCAAGGAAUAAACUACCUGUACUUGAACUGAACUCUGGGGACUUCAUCUUCUCAGCAAACAUAAUCACAAGGUAUUUGUUAUGUAAAGCUGGCAAAGAUUCUGAUGAUAUAGAAGUAGAUGAAUGGAUAGAAUGGGAAGCCUCUCAAUUACAGGCUAUAUUGCAGCCUUAUUUAGUUGGCAUGGCAAGUAAAUCCAAAUGUGAUGUUGGCUUGGUAACUGGAAUUUUAAAUUACUUAAAUUCAUCUUUGAAAGGCAGUGGAUAUCUGGUGAAGGAUACACUGUCUGCUGCUGACAUCAUUGUCUGGUCUUCACUCUAUCCCCUAUUUGCUGAAAAUACAACACUUCAAUCCCAGCAUGCAUCAGUCAAUAAGUGGUUCCAAGAAUUACUCAAACAGCAAAUGUUUCAAUCAGCUGUUACUAUGGUAACCCAGGGGAAAGGUGUCAAGAUGUUUUAUGACUCCAUAGCAAUGCAACCUGUAACAAGUCCAUCAGUGGUUCAUCAUAAAAAACUACAAUCAAAAGGAAUAGUCAGUGAAGACACAGAGGUUCAAUCAAAUGAGAAAUGUACUGUGGCUAGUCCAUCAGAGGUUGCUAUGGCAACAGAUGCAUGGUAUAAUGGCUGCAAGUCAGCUCCAUUGCCGUAUAGACCCAGCCAUCCAAUAUAUCCAGUUGAAAAUAAAGAAAAUAUUCUUAUCACAAGUGCAUUGCCUUAUGUCAAUAAUGUACCACAUCUUGGUAAUAUUAUAGGAUGUGUCCUCAGUGCUGAUGCAUUUGCAAGGUGAGUGUCUGGAU
Messenger RNA from Saccoglossus kowalevskii, 813 nucleotides. RefSeq names its product methionine--tRNA ligase, cytoplasmic-like. NCBI's taxonomy places the organism in Eukaryota, Metazoa, Hemichordata, Enteropneusta, Harrimaniidae. Gene Ontology annotation, molecular function: methionine-tRNA ligase activity; ATP binding. Gene Ontology annotation, cellular component: aminoacyl-tRNA synthetase multienzyme complex; cytosol. Gene Ontology annotation, biological process: methionyl-tRNA aminoacylation. The record is from RefSeq and is a predicted model, not a curated record.